AUGCUGCGAAACGCGUUGUUUCGCACAAAUAAUGUGAUAAACUCCACUAUCGCCGCCGCUUCCUCGACGUAUUCGGGGUUAGUUUUAAAAAAAUUCUCAUAUCUAAUUUUUUUUAAUUGGAACAAUUUUGCCGCCUAAAAAUUAUUGGAUUUUCUCGUAUAAAAUUUCAUGAUUUCAGUUCUUCCGCAAAAGAACCUCGAAAGAUCCCAGCAACCGGAAUGACCAUCAAUCCUUUCGCACUUUUCAUCAAAGAAAAUGCGAGCGAGAAAAAAACGAGCGCUCCUACGGUAUUCUUCAAAAACCUCACACAACAGUGGAAGUCGCUUGAUGAGAAGCAGAAAAAUGUAAGUUCUUUAUAUAUUUCCUCUCUGAAAAAUGGACUUUUUAAGGCGUACAGCGUGAAAUCGAAGCAGUACAGAGAGGAGAAAAUAAAGGAAUUUUUGAAUUUGAGCGACGAGGAACAGAAAAAGAGAGUGCAAGAGGCGGCGGAUGAAAAGGCCGAAAGGGCCAAAAGAAAAGUCAGGAAGGCCCGUAGAGAGGUAAUUUAUGAAUCAAUUGGAAAACAGACAUUUUUCCGGGAAUAGUUUUGAAAAAGUUCGGAGAGCUGUGGUUCAUGAACUAUUUGAGAUAUACGACAUAAAUUCACGUUUACAAUUAAAAGAUCUUAACAGGAUCAUAGACCAAAAUGAACAAGUUUAGACUUUUUUUUUAGUGUUAAUCUCAUUUUCGAAGUUUCAGAAAGCUAUUUGAUAAGAAUUGAAUGAAAAAAAAAAUGAAAUUUUUGGAAAAUAACGAAAGCUGCUGUAACUGUAUCAGAGAUAGGUCCUUAAAAAUAAAAGAAAAAUAAAGUUUCACGAUUUUUUUGAGAGUUUUUAAAGGAGCAAAGAUAAAAAAAUAAGGAAAUAAUUAUGCUAUUUUUAAGAUUAGGAGACUUCAGGCCCUUUUCAAUUUUGAUCCUAGAAAUCUUUUUAUAGUCUGUGUGCCACGACUUGGAAUUUCACUGAACGACAUUCCGCUGCGUGCGUUCGCGAAGCAUCUUUAGAAUCGAGAUCACGCUUUCAAUUGAUUGUUAUUGCUGUGGGAGCACAGGAGAGUAGAGUUCCUUAAUAAAAGAAAAAAAAAAUUAAAAGCGCAGCGGUACAGCGGAAUGUCGUUUGGUGAAAUUAUAAGUCUUGGUACAUAGACUAUAAUGCCCAGUAGACUUUUAAAAAAACUGGAAUCAUCGAUGAAAUCUUGUAAUUUGACAGGAACACGAGAAAACCAACCGUCCCGAGAUGCCUCCCAACUCUUAUGCCUUGUUCAUCAAGCACGAAAUGCAGAAGUUGAAGGAUUCCGGAGAAGCCGUCGCUCCCGUCAGCAAAAACGUCGCGAAAUUCGCCAGCCAGUGGAAAGAAAUGUCGCCCGGACAGAAAACCGUCCGUUUUUUCUGUUUUCUGAAUAGAAAACAUUCAAAGCGGUACCAAAAUUGUAGCCCUUCUAGCUGGAAAUUAAGUUUUCUAGAAGUCCGGAAAAUAUCCAACAAGAAUAGGGCAAAAAAAUGUUCUCAGCUUUUGGUUUUUACGACAUCUUGUCUAACGCCUUAAAGUCGGUAUUUUGGUGCAGAAAAUAACAAUUUUCGGCGUUUUUGCGGUGCCAUAACUCGAAUAAAAUUUGAAAAAGGAUUGUUUUGCUCAUAACUUUAUCUGAAACUUGGUAAAUUCUAAAAUUUGUGAUUUUCGUGUUUUUUUUUGGAGGAUAUGGUUUUUCAAUGAAUUUUUUUGAUAUAAUGUUAGGAAAAUGGGAAAAAGAAAAAGUUCCUCAAAAACUUUCUUUUUUUAAAAGGUUUGAAAAAAAUUAUUCCGAUAUAAUUGAAACUUUAAGAAAAAAAGCUUCUAGAACCCGUAAAAUCUGUGAAACCUUCUAAAAAUUUGUUUAUUUAUUUCUAGGCUUUUUACCGCUUAUAAAAAUUUUUUUCCGUAAAAAAAUGUUUGAAUAAACUUCAAAAAUACUCUUAAUCACAGAGAAUACAGUUAAUCUUGUAUCCGAAAAUUAUGGUUUCGAGCUAGGGCUUUCUCUGAAACCGAAAAUGUUCCUUUAACUUUUUUGAAUGUUCAGGAAUUUGUCGAAAAAGCCUCGGCCUUACGCUCGGAUUAUUACGCGAAACUGGCCGAAUGGAACAAGAACAAUGGAAAAGAAGCCCAGAAACCCGCAUCGAAAUAA
Caenorhabditis auriculariae is the source of this 2199-nucleotide messenger RNA. NCBI's taxonomy places the organism in Eukaryota, Metazoa, Nematoda, Chromadorea, Rhabditida, Rhabditidae. The record is from the annotation of a GenBank genome assembly.